AGGAUGCCGAGGGUUUGCCCAACUUCGCACGGGUCACCUUCGAUGCGGAAGACUUCUCCGCGGUACAAGCUGCGGUGACGAAGAUCCAGAGGGGCGGCUUCGACGCAGUGGAGCUGAUCGCCGUGCGGGAGGCCAGGCGUCAGCUGCAGCGGCUCAGUGCGGAACAGAUGGGCAUCGCCGAGACGGUGAAGUUCGAAGAUACACAGGAGCAGCGGCGGGCGGCGCUGCGGGGCCGCGCCAGCGAGGUGGACCGGGCCUGGCUCUGCACCGUGAAGGCCGCCCUGGGCAAGGCUUCCGAGAGGGACCUGCGAGGCGAGCGGCCCAAAGACCGGCGCGACCGCCGCCGCGAGCCCCGCGAGCCCCGCGAGCCCCGCGAGCUCCGCCGUGCGCGGGAAGGCGUGCAGCUGAUGGAGCGGAGCUACAAGCACCGCGCCCGUGAGAGGUAGCCGGGCCACCUUCCCGAGGCUGAAAGCGCUUCCAGCCGCGAGUCAAGGGCAGUCACCAUCAAAG
Molecule: messenger RNA, 510 nt
Organism: Effrenium voratum
Lineage: Eukaryota; Dinophyceae; Suessiales; Symbiodiniaceae
Source: the annotation of a GenBank genome assembly